Molecule: messenger RNA, 1829 nt
Organism: Neltuma alba
Lineage: Eukaryota; Viridiplantae; Streptophyta; Magnoliopsida; Fabales; Fabaceae
Product: fatty acid hydroperoxide lyase, chloroplastic-like
Exons: 3
Coding region: 62-1534 (490 amino acids)
Biological process (GO): sterol metabolic process
Molecular function (GO): oxidoreductase activity, acting on paired donors, with incorporation or reduction of molecular oxygen; iron ion binding; heme binding
Source: RefSeq, a predicted model, not a curated record
CAUAUCGCAUUCAACAAUCUCAUUCUCCCAAAUUCCCAGACUCUACUUCCGACCCAAUAACAUGCCUUCCUUCCGCAUGGGUAUGUCCCCAGCCAUGUCACUACCCCCGUCAUCGCCGUCGGUGGUUGCUCCGUCGCCGCCCUCAUCCAUCGACUUGCCGGUGCGGCCCGUUCCCGGAAGUUAUGGCUGGCCGCUGCUCGGCCCUUUCAGCGACCGUUUAGACUACUUCUGGUUCCAGAAGCCGGAAGCCUUCUUCAGGAAGCGGAUCGAAAAGUACAAGAGCACCGUGUUCCGUACCAAUGUCCCUCCCUCCUUCCCUUUCUUUACCAACGUCAACCCAAGCGUCGUCGCUUUGCUCGACUGCAAAUCCUUCGCUCAUCUCUUCGACGUGGACCUGAUUGACAAGAAGAACGUCCUCAUCGGAGAUUUCAUGCCCAGCGUCGCUUUCACCGGCAACAUGAGGGUCGGCGUUUAUCAGGACACUUCUGAGCCUCAACACCCCAGGUUCGUGAAGAAGUUCAUCAUGGAUGUCCUGAAACGGAGCUCCGGCAUAUGGGCAACCGAACUGGCAUCCAAUCUUGACGUGAUGUGGGAUGACAUUGAAUCAACGGUCUCCAAAUCCAGCUCCGCCGGUUACAUCUUCCCACUUCAGCGGUGCCUCUUCGCUUUCCUCUGCAAAGUGCUCGCCGGCGCCGAUGCUUCAUGCGACCCCGAUAUCGCCAAGUCCGGUCACGCAAUGCUCGACCGGUGGCUCGCCCUCCAGAUCCUCCCCACCGUCCCUAUCGGCGUUCUUCAACCUUUAGAAGAGAUUUUCCUCCACUCUUUUGCCUAUCCUUUCUUCCUUGUUAGCGGGGACUACAAUAAACUCUACCAAUUCAUCAAAAAAGAAGGUAAAGAAGUGAUCACAAGGGGUGAGACUGAGUUCGGGUUGAGUCAAGACGAAGUGAUUCACAACUUGCUGUUCGUGCUGGGUUUCAAUGCGUUUGGUGGGUUUUCGGUUUUCCUACCCGGUUUGAUAGACACAAUAGCAAGUGACGAAACCGGGUUAGAGGAGAAGCUGAGGACCGAAGCGAGGGAGAAGGGCGGGCCCACCCUGAGCCUCGACUCGGUCAAAGAGAUGCAUCUCAUUCAAUCCGUAGUGUACGAAACUCUCCGGCUAAACCCGCCCGUUCCGCUUCAAUACGGCCGAGCCAGGAAGGAUUUCCGGCUGUGCUCGCAUGACUCGGCGUUUGAGAUCAAGAAGGGCGAGCUGCUCUGUGGGUACCAGAAGCUGGUUAUGCGGGACCCGGUUGUGUUCGAUGACCCGGAGAGCUUCAGACCGGACCGGUUCACAGGAGGGGGCGUGCAGUUGUUAGACUACUUGUAUUGGUCGAACGGGCCUCAAUCCGGGUCGCCCAGCGAGUCCAACAAACAGUGUGCCGGUAAAGAUGUGGUCACCCUCACUGCGUCCUUCAUUGUGGCCCACAUGUUUCGCAGAUACGAUUCCAUAAAGGGGAAUGCAACUUCAAUCACGGCCGUCCAGAAGGCCAAAUGAUGAAGGGUCAGGAUUUGUUGGUUUGGGGUUAGUGUGAUGACGUCCGAGAUGCUGAUGGUCAAGAGAUCAGGCGCUGGCUGCUUGUUCUCAAUUAUAGCGGUUACUGCGAAUUUUACAAGCAUAUGUAUUCUUUAUAAUGGUUGCAUUGGCUAUACUUGCAAUAUCAGAUUAUUAUAAAUGAGGUGAAAUAUCAUUAAAGGCCUUUGAUAGAAGGCAUCCUUUUAUGGAAAGACGGUUGCUCGAGCUCCAGCCCUGUAUAUUACCCGCUUAAUAAGAAAUAAAGUUUCUGAGUAUU